Messenger RNA from Hipposideros armiger (great roundleaf bat), 240 nucleotides. Its product is annotated as beta-defensin 130-like. The record is from RefSeq and is a predicted model, not a curated record. The transcript is spliced from 2 exons. Gene Ontology annotation, cellular component: extracellular region. Lineage: Eukaryota; Metazoa; Chordata; Mammalia; Chiroptera; Hipposideridae. Gene Ontology annotation, molecular function: chemoattractant activity; CCR6 chemokine receptor binding. The coding region runs from base 1 to 240 and encodes 79 amino acids. Gene Ontology annotation, biological process: cell chemotaxis; defense response to bacterium.
AUGAGACUCCAUUCCCUUCUUUCUGUUCUCCUCUUCUUUGUGAUUAUAAUACCAAAAGCAAGGACUGGCCUUAUCCCGGGGAAAAAACAAUGUGUUCUUUUGAAAGGAGUGUGCAAAUUCGGAGGCUGCACCUCCACAGAAGAUACCAUUGGUACAUGUAAUGACGAAAAAAAAUGCUGUAGGAGGUGGUGGAUAUUGUAUCCCUAUCCAACGCCGGUUCCCAAAUCAAAAUCUCCUUAG